This is a messenger RNA of Folsomia candida, 2688 nucleotides long. RefSeq names its product mast/stem cell growth factor receptor Kit. Gene Ontology annotation, cellular component: signaling receptor complex. Gene Ontology annotation, biological process: multicellular organism development; cell surface receptor protein tyrosine kinase signaling pathway; protein phosphorylation. The record is from RefSeq and is a predicted model, not a curated record. Gene Ontology annotation, molecular function: transmembrane receptor protein tyrosine kinase activity; ATP binding. The coding region runs from base 65 to 2536 and encodes 823 amino acids. The transcript has 13 exons. Lineage: Eukaryota; Metazoa; Arthropoda; Collembola; Entomobryomorpha; Isotomidae.
CCCUGUAUUUGACAACAUCUCCACAAAAUGACACAGUUUUAGACUGCUGCUCAACUGUGAUGAAAUGUCCCGAUUUAUAUUCUUACUUGCUCUCCAAAUCAAUUGUUUCUUAAUUUGCCUUACCGACAAUGAUGGAAUCGACAUUUUUUCUUUUGUGCCAAAAUUAUCCUUCGGAACACAUUCCCUCCUUGAGCCAUACGUGAACAAGUAUUGCGACGACAAUUUCCCACCAGGUUUCGUUUACUAUGGCUGCUGCUCGGAAGACUACCCCAAAUCACAUUGUUUCCUGAACGACGAUAAGAGUCGGGAUGCAUUUUGCGAGACACAAAAUUUGCACGCGAAUCGUUUCAGUUACAAUUGUAGCAACUCUAUCGUGGAUAAGAAUUGUACGCUGCCGAAGGGGCGAUGCUAUUGUUGUUCUCCUGAUGCCCCCACUGACCAUGACAACAGGCCUACUCGUCCACCACAAUCGGCUAAUCUCACAGUUAACACGGACACCAAAAUCUGGACUAAAAUACAGACUGGAAUACCUAGAUGUGGACAAGCGUCUACAUUUCUCCCCGUCCAUAUUAAUUACCCUAACCUCAUUACUUUUAUACAAAUCAUAGAUCCAUCGUUUUGUGGAACCAUUGCAACAGACCAAUUUUUCGGUGGGAAUUACACCUUGGCCCAUAUAAUGGAACAAACAGCGUGGGAACUGCCCCUCUUCAGCGCACUUUCAUUUACCCUAGAACAAGGGACAAAGUUCGUUAACGUGAUGAAUCCCAAUUGUCGCGUGACGAUUUGCCACAUAUGGAAAACUGGCAUUAGAGGGGAAUGUCUCCAUUUUACACACGAUGGACAAAAUAGUUAUAGAACGGACAAACAGUACAACACUGUUUCGAUAAGUUGCGGCUGCAUGAAUGGACCAUUUAGUAACGAUGAAUGCACAAAACCGGAAAAUGUCCUGGAGUCUGAUGUGUCUUGCCAACCACAAAAUUUAGAUGCCGAUACGUGUGCCGUACUUUAUCAAGAAUCCGGCUGCCAAUCCUGUAAUUUUGACCCGAUUCGUCUUACCGAUAAGCGCUCAUCCUUCACGCCGAGUAAUUUCGCGGUAAUUCGAUCCCUUCGAGUCAACUCGGGAUGCAGCGUGCGGGCAUCGGCGGCCCAAGAUUUUGUCGAAUUUUACGAGACGACGUCAAUUGUGCAGGAAUUUUUUCUCCAAAAUACCACGAAUGCUGAGGUGUACUUGCAAUUUAACACUUUCGACUGCAUCUGCGGUCCAAAAACUAUCAUAGAAGAUGGUACGACUUCGCUUUCCGGUGGGGCCAUUGCUGGCAUUGUGCUCGGUUUGGUUGUACUGGUCGCGGCAAUGAUAGGCUUGACUUACUUCAUGAAGGGAAGAAAACACAAGGUCAGCUUCACCCAGGAAGAGACAGAACAACUUAAGCACGAGCUGUUCAAUGGGGGAGGGGAAGCAGGUACACAAACAGGACCGGAAGUGGAUUUUGAAAAUUCAGUCAGCAUCGCCAGCAACAACAAUGGACUCAAUGAAGAAUAUUCUGUUAAGAAGCAGCACAUUGAAGUUUUCAAAGAUAUUUUACUUGGACGUGGAAACUAUGGCGUGAUUUUCAAAGGUAGUCUUUUCUCGGAGUCGGAUCAGCACAAGGUGGACUGCGCCAUAAAAACCGUGGAUGAAUUAACUGCCAGAAUUGAUGAUUUAAAAUUACUCAUGAACGAAAUUAGGAUAAUGUCCUGUGUUGGUCGACACGAAAAUGUGAUCCAGUUUCUGGGAUUUUAUUGCAAUUUCCAUCCAAAGAAAUGGGAAUUUUUAUGCUUGAUGGAACUCUGCGUGGAAAAUUUGCAUAGUUAUCUUCUUCAAGCCAGGAAUUGUCAGAAGGCUUCGAACUCCACGAUUAAUGUUCACUUGCAAAAAGAAGGAUAUGUUUUUUACGAAGAUACCGAGCAAAUUGACGAUACAAGCUCAGGUCAACCCCCUCAUCCUCAGCUGGACGCACCGUCCGUUACAAUCACACAGGUAGAGAUUCGAAAAUGGUCGGCCGAAAUUGCGAACGGGAUGGAUUACUUGACGAUGAAAAAUUUGCUCCAUAUUGACCUUGCAACACGAAAUGUCCUCCUAUCGGCGAAUCUAACUGUUAAAAUCAGUGAUUUUGGACUGUCAAAAAAGCUGUAUGACGCCUUGUAUUACAAAAAAGUUCAAGGAGGCCAUAUUUGGAUCCCCAUGAAGUGGAGUAGCUUCGAGUCGCUGAUGGGGCUCAAGUUCUCGAAGGAAUCUGAUAUCUGGUCGUACGGGGUGACAAUCUGGGAAAUCUUUAGCCUCGGCGAGGAGCCUUAUCCGGACCUGGGUGAGAUGGUGGACCUUAUCAGAUUCCUUAAUAGUGGACAAAGACUCCCAUGUCCGAAGUCUUGCGACGAUGAGACUUAUGCUCUCAUGAAAAAAUGCUGGGAAAUGGAUCCAACAAAAAGACCCAGUUUCAACGAGAUUGGAAUAUUCUUUAAAAAUUUUGGAAAAGAAGAUGAUGUAUUGAAUAUUUAAUUCAUUCAAAUUUAUUCAUAUUAAUUAAAUAUUUAUUAGUAUUGCAGCAAAAUGAAGUUAUUAUCCGUUAAUCUUUGUUCUUACCAUAUGUAGAUUAAGAAGCCACGAUUGUUUAAUUCCUGUCACAGGAAAAUUAAAUAUUUACGUAUCUA